AUGCGGAUCUUGGCACAGUCCGAGCUGAUGAAAAACCAAAAGCAUGCCGUGGUCAUGGGGCCACAGCAUGACUUCCAAGUUCUCCAGACCUUGGAAGGAGAUGCACUAUUUUUCUCUAUUGGAGACAACGGUGUCUUCUACAUGACACGCGAGGCACGCGCAUCAGAAAGUGGCUGGAACCGAAUCAACCUUUGCCACACGAUUCCGAAAGGACACAGCAACGCAGCCACAGGCAGUGCAAAGGCGUUUGCUAUUUCCCAAAACCCACAGAACCUCGCCGUUGAUGUGGCUCUCGUGCUGACGCAAGGUGGUAGCGAUUCGUUAUAUAUAUCAAAGAACAAUCCUACCACCACUGACCACUGGAGGGAAAGGGUCUCCUGGAUACCCAUCCCCUUCGACUCUACCUCUAUUCCGGUACCCCCGUCGCUCCAGAUAGUAGAUCUGUACAUGAUGACCAUGCCAUCAGAGGCUGGACCCGGCACCCUGACUUGUUUUGUGGAUAUUCUGCGCGCACACAGCGACGGCUUUCAGCUUUUGGACCGCUACAACAUUGAGCCUGAUUUGACUGUUAAGUGGGUAAAGCACACACUGCCUAAUAAUGUCGAAGCAGGCUCCAUAUCAAGCUGCUUGGGACGCCGCCCGGAGGAUCCAGUGAGCGGAAUAUAUACGUUUGGAAAGAUUGGAGGUUCAACCAGUCUUAUCUUCACGCCGGCGAAGAAUGUCUGGUCCGCUCAUUCACCCCCAAAGUCAACCCGUCUUGUUCAUCCGACAAGAACAACAUCCAUUGCAUCCACCCUAAAUAAGAAUAGAUGCACAAACCUCUUUCUUGCUGCCGAAGGUGGGCUUUACCUUUUCCAGCCUAAUCAGCAGAAAGAGGGAGCAACGCCGACUCUCGUACUCCCCUCAUUCCCCGUGUGUGGAACCAACACGUUUGCUGGAACGUCGACCCUUCGAGCAGGUACUGUUGGCAAAAGCACGGCUGUGUGGGGUCUGAACCCUCAGCAAGAUUUGGUGUACACUACCUGUCCUACUGGCCACGAGGCAGAUCCUAAGAUGUGGUCGGCGCCCAUCCGUAUUUGCUCCAAAGUUUUACAUUUUGCAUUUUACCUUAAUAUUAAAGCCUCCAUGAAUAUCCUCUUUGCACAAGUUGAGGGAGGAAAACUCUUGCAGUUAACACAGGAUCCUGGUAUCAGCACCUGGUGCCAGCGAAGUAUUACAUUGCCUACCACAUAUUUGGACGACGUUGUGGAAUGCACGACAUUCACCAGCCAUGUUAGGAUCACUGAUGACAAUGGAAUGCUGGCUAGCGAGAAACCCGUAUUUAUUCGAUCAACUCAGCCAGUGUCAGUGUAUAUCAAUAACGUCUACUUUAAGCUCGAUUCGAGUUCAUCUGUAGAGGUGAAGACAGAUGCAACUGGCUCUCUCGCCAUAAUCCAGGAGACUAAUUCCCUUCCUGCAAUUUGUCUACAAGUCAUCUGUGAAGAUCAAACCGUCAAACUCGACCCCCAGUCCAAACUUAUAGAAAAACUUUCGGCUGUUACUUCGGGGAAUGAUCUAACUAAGAUUCGUAUUACAGAUGCGCAAGGAGAUACUCACCCAUUGGUCUCCCCCGAUGUAUCAGACAAUGAUAAGCAAGUGGUUGCAUCAUGUGUAUCUCAGUUAUUAAAGGCUAGGUCUACCCUUCCCUCUGACGGGUCCAUAAAAGCAACCACCCUCGAGACCAGGGCCUCGAUGCUGGAGGCAUCCUACUGGGGAGUAGCUCGAGACACAAAGACGAAUGCUUUACGCUAUGUUGAAGGGGACAAUUCAUGCCUAAGCCUAUUGUUCAAUCAAACAGGCUGCUCCUCUCUGCCAGUGGUGGAGCUUGUGGCAGAUGACGCUCUGGGUGCAAUCUCAACCGCAGCUGGAGACCUUUUUAAUUUCCUCAGAAGCGUCUGGGAAAAUGUUGAAUCAUUCUUCGUGAAAGAAAUAAACGGGAUUUCCCAGUUCUUUGCCUGGAUCGGCGGCAAAAUUUAUACAACUGUCCUUGACUGCCUUACUGCUGUUAGCGAUGCAAUCGAAUUUGUAUUCAAACAUAUCAAUGUCUCUUUUGAAAAAUUGGUAGCCUGGCUAGGCUUUUUAUUCAAUUGGGAUGACAUCCUCCGUACACAUAGGGUGAUCAAGAAUGUCCUCAGGCAAUACACCCGGAAACUGGUGGACGAGGUGGACAAUUUAGAGGACCAAGUACACCGGGGGUUCGAGGAGCUAAAGCAAAAUAUCCAUUCCUGGGCUGAUCUACCAGACUCUGGGCAGACAGUCGCUGAACAGCAGAGAAACGCUCCAGAAGUGCCGGGUUCAGACAGCCCCCAGUGCAACUGGGCGCUCUAUCAUACCGCCAACGCAUUUCCAAAGACAGAUCAAAACGUUCAUUAUGAGCGCAGAGAGGCAAGUAAUGCUGAUGGAGACUGGCAACCUCUCAUAAACACUUUAGAUGAAGAGAAGAAGGUGAUCAUGAAUACUGGGAAACAAAUUAAAGAACUAGCCGGCCAGAUCCAAACAAUGUCGCCGAUCAAGAUCAUCCAGAAGAUCAUAGGAAUAUCUGGGGAAUUUAUAGUGGGUUCAGCUGAAAACCUGGUCCUCGAGCUGCUGGAAGGGGUAAAGCAGGUCAUUAAAGGCAUCUGGGAGCUGCUCGACGCUCCGUUAGAAAUUCCUAUCAUCUCGCCUAUAUACAAGAUGAUUACCAAAGGAGACACUCUCUCCUGCUUGGAUCUGGUCUCUCUGAUUGCAGCCAUACCCGGGACGAUUAUCUUCAAGCUGCUGACCAGCCACACACCUUUCCCGAAUAACUCUUACACUCGAUCUUUAAGUAUGGCAUCCAGCUUCUCUGAGAUAUCAUCUUUACUAUCCGAGGAGCAGUCAUCAUAUUAUUUGAUGUCUUCCCUCCAAGCGGAGAAGCAAGUCACGCUAAAAUUGACUCCCUAUCAACAAUUGACAGGAGUACUCAAGCUAUCCUCGGUCCCUAUCGGCUAUGCCUCUCUCUGGUUAGGGUUUUACAAGCGGGCGGUAGGUAAUACCAGCAGCCCAAUUCGGGGGAUCUCGGUGGCCCUUUGGGUCGCAAAUGCCACACCGGCCAUAUCAGCCAAUUUCCCAACUCCCAGCGGGUGGACUUUGUUUGGCGACGGGAUUAUGACCACUGGGUUUAUAAAAAUCAUCGUUGACAAUUCUGGCCUGUCUGUCCGGCCCUGGAAGGAUUACAUUUCUCCUAUUAUGACUGCAGUGCUUGGGUUGCUGGGGCUUUUCCCCUCAAUUGGCGGGUACAUUGCUAAAAAGGGACAUAAGACUAGUGACGGUCUCGCCCUAACGGCGAGCAUCUUCUCUAGUGUCGGUAGUGUGUUAUACCUUGGUACCCUUAAAGAAUUUGGACCGGAAAUUGUUGCCACAAGUAUCGUCUUAUCUUCGGGCUGUGCUGUCAUCGGAAACUCGGUCUCAACCAUUUCGGGAGUCUCCUUGCUCUCUGGGGCUUAA
Molecule: messenger RNA, 3504 nt
Organism: Aspergillus alliaceus
Lineage: Eukaryota; Fungi; Ascomycota; Eurotiomycetes; Eurotiales; Aspergillaceae
Exons: 1
Coding region: 1-3504 (1167 amino acids)
Source: RefSeq, a predicted model, not a curated record